Molecule: messenger RNA, 1842 nt
Organism: Lodderomyces beijingensis
Lineage: Eukaryota; Fungi; Ascomycota; Pichiomycetes; Serinales; Debaryomycetaceae
Source: the annotation of a GenBank genome assembly
AUGAGAAUACUAUGCGUUGCAGAGAAACCGUCUAUUGCAAAAGAGGUGGCAACCAUUCUAGGAGGCGGCAGGGUCAGCGUCCGCAACUCCAAGAACAAAUUCAUCAAAAACUAUGACUUUCAGUUCACUUUCCCACAAACGGGCCGCUGCGAUGUGACCAUGACAUCUGUGGUGGGACACAUCACCGAAACCGAGUUUGCUCCAGGGUACCAAUGGGGCAGCUGCGACCCGAGUGCACUCUUCAAGGCAAAGAUUAUAACCAAAGUGACCAAAAAAGAUGUGUAUGACAACAUUGGCAAAGAGGCACGAAACAUUGACAAGUUGAUGAUUUGGACCGAUUGCGAUCGCGAAGGCGAGUUCAUUGGCAAGGAAAUCUUUGACGCGGCCAAGGAGGGCAACAGGAGUUUAACUAUGAGCAAUGUUUGGAGGAGCCGGUUUUCUCACCUUGAACGGAGUCACAUUGUUCGUGCGGCAAACUCGCCCAUCAGUCUAGACUUGAGGCUGGUUGCGGCGGUGGAGUGCCGAAUAGAGGUUGAUUUUCGAGUGGGCACUAGCUAUACUCGACUAUUGACGGAGGCUUUGAGGUCGAACCUGAUAAUCGAAAAGAAAGAGGUGGCCUCGUACGGCACAUGCCAGUUCCCGACACUUGGGUUUGUCGUGGAUAGAUAUAACCGGGUGCAGAAUUUUGUACCAGAGCCGUUCUGGUACAUUGAGCCGUCUCUACGGAAGGAGAAUAAAAAGACUGCAUUCAACUGGGUGCGAGGGCACAUUUUCGACCGGUAUUUUGUGAUGGUCAUUUAUGAACAGUGUCUUCAGCACGAAUAUGGAACCAUAUCUAAGCUCGAGACCAAGAGAACCACCAAUUGGAGGCCGUUGCCGCUUACAACCGUGGAGCUACAAAAGGACUGCGCCAAGUAUUUCAAAAUGUCUGCAAAGGCAACGUUGGAAGCUGCAGAAAAACUAUACAACAAGGGUUUCCUAUCGUACCCAAGAACAGAAACGGACAAGUUUCCUUCAUCGAUGGACUUUAAGGGGAUCUGCGAGAACCAGAAGCAGGAUCCGAGAUGGGGCCCGUACACGGAGCUCUUGUUGUCGCGAGGGCUCGAGAGUCCACGCAAUGGGUCCCACGACGACCACGCGCACCCGGCAAUCCAUCCUGUCAACUAUGUUUCCAUCGAUAGUCUACAAAGUGCCAACGAGAAGAAAGUUUACGAGUACGUUGUGCGGCGCUUCUUGGCGUGUUGUAGCAAGGAUGCCAUAGGGAGCAUGACACUGGCUACGCUUCAGUGGGGGGACGAGUUUUUCACAAGCAAAGGAUUGAUGGUGUUGGAGAGAAAUUACCUAGACAUUUUCACCUACAAGAAAUGGGAGAGUUCCAAGCAGUUGCCCGCUUUCCAAGAAGGAGAACGGGUGAAAAUAUCCAACGCCAUACUCGGCGAGGGCAAGACGAGCCCGCCGCAGUUGAUGACGGAACCCGAGCUAAUUGCAUUAAUGGAUGUGAAUGGAAUUGGAACUGAUGCGACAAUCGCUGAGCAUAUCGACAAGAUCAUCUCCCGAAAUUACGCCACCAAGCAAAAGAAGAACAAAAGCGAAUACAUUGUGCCGUCGCCACUUGGUAUUGGGCUAGUUGAAGGUUUUGAUAGAAUGCAGUUUGAAGGAAUCUCGUUAUCGAAGCCGAUCUUGAGAAAAUCACUCGAGGCCUGCUUGCAAGAAAUCUGCAACGGCGAAAAGACCAAAACAGAGGUUGUAGAUUCCAUGUUACAAGUCUACUCCAACGCUUUUCGCACAUGCAGGCAAAAGAUUUCCGUAUUGGCAGAACAAUGUAGAUCAAGUAGAACAUGA